Drosophila biarmipes is the source of this 1522-nucleotide messenger RNA. RefSeq lists its product as uncharacterized. Lineage: Eukaryota; Metazoa; Arthropoda; Insecta; Diptera; Drosophilidae. Bases 202 to 1473 code for a protein of 423 amino acids. The transcript is spliced from 3 exons. The record is from RefSeq and is a predicted model, not a curated record.
AUUAGCACCUGCGAGGCCCACUGGCCUGGCCCAACCGACUCUGCCCCCAGAAGUCGGAGCCCCACGGACUCAGUCUCCAUUGUGUCACACGCGCGGAUGCACGUCUCUCUCUCGACCGGUAGCCAAUCCGUUCCAGCAGCACAGCUCCAGCUUAGCUUCCCGAGUGAAAACCGAAAGUGAUCCGUACGGUGUCCGAUUAUCAUGUCUGCCGGUGGUCGUUCCUCGCAGCUCUUGGCCCUCGUGGCCAUCUUCUUCGGCAGCUACAUAGUGGGCAUCUACAGUGCGGCACGUGCCAGCAGACCGGCGGCCUUGUCUUCGGAUUCAAAGUACAACGAAUCCCUGAUCCUGGGCAACGGCAGCCUGAUCCUCGGGAACGACACCCUUCUGGCAGCGGAGGAGGACUCCAGGUUGGCCCGCAGCGGGUCGCGGCAUCCUCGCUGGUUUCCCUUCUACACAAUUGGCCGCUUUUCCAAUGACAUUUGCAUUGGCAACAACCUGCUCCUGGGCACCUGCGUGAUCAACGGAGAGUGCUCGGACAACAGCGGAGUGGCGGCGGGCAGCUGCUCCUCCAUCACAGCGCAGGCCAUCUGCUGCAUUUACCAAAGGACUUGUGGAGCGAGUACCACGUACAACAACACAUACUUCUACAACAGCAAUUAUCCAGCUCCUUAUGCGGGCGGCGGACGCUGUUCCAUCGUGGUUACCCCGCCGGACUCUUCCAUCUGUCAGAUGCGCGUGGACUUCCUCUCGCUUUCGCUGGCCCCUCCCACGGGCGAUGGAGCCUGCGCCACCGAUGCCUUGACCAUCACCGGCGGAACCUCCCAAGUGCCCACCAUCUGCGGCGAGAACUCCGGUCAGCAUGUGUACGUGGACUUCAAUGGGGUUAAUCCCAUCACCAUCUCAGUGGCCACAUCUGGCAGCUACACAUUCAACCGCAACUGGCAGUUCCAGAUCAGGAUGCUGGCCUGCUCCUCGGCCACCUUGGCUCCGGCCGGAUGCCUGCAGUACUAUAUGCCCAGCAGUGGCACCUUGUCCAGCUUCAACUACAACUCGGCCGCCUCCGCCGCCCUCAAUUCCAUCGGGGUGCAGGGCACCAGGCAGCUGGCGAACACCAACUACGGGAUCUGCAUACGCAAGGCGGCGGGCAUGUGCUCCAUCACCUACAGCCAGGUCGGCUCCGAUACGUACUCCUUCACGUUGACCAACGACGUGGGCGCCGUGGAUCCCACGCUGCUGGCCACCUCCUCCGUGCAGAGCCAGGAGUGCACCACAGACUAUAUCGUCAUUCCGGUGCCGACGCAGGGCGGCGUCGCGAUGCCCAGCGACCGGUUUUGUGGGCUGGGUCUGGUGGCCACGACCUCGGCGGCGAAGCCUUUCGUGGUCUACACGGUCACCGACGGCAAUGAGGACAUGGACAUUUCGAAUCGCGGCUUCUACUUGUCGUAUUCGCAGAACUCCUGUCCCAUUCUGUAAAUAUGAUAUAAAAUAAAAAAAAGACUUGAUUAAUGAUAGCAUAAGUAAA